Molecule: messenger RNA, 1056 nt
Organism: Cylindrotheca closterium
Lineage: Eukaryota; Bacillariophyta; Bacillariophyceae; Bacillariales; Bacillariaceae
Source: the annotation of a GenBank genome assembly
AUGCGCCAAAGAUCAUUCUCUCUUCGAGCAGUGGACACAGCCGUAUCGACUAAUAUACCAGUCCUAAAUCCACUUCGCUCGGCUCCAUUUGAGGCCGAGGUCUUAUCCAAUGAUCCUUUGAUAUACAAGAUUCCAAACUUGCUGAGUCCAAGAGAGUGCCAAACCUUGUUGUCACAAGUCAAAGUCUUGGGAGACGAACAACGAGAGGAAGGAAUAAUCGAUGGAGAAGAUGAGCGCAUUCUGAAACGAUCCAAUCCACCCCAAGUUUCUUUGGAGAUUUCCAAAUUGUGGCCACUACCCUUUUUGUCCAUCCUAGCGGGCAUUCCACCAUUGAUACACUACUACUACGAGCAAAAUGCAUCCCAAGCCACACCAGCAGCAUCAUUUCUUGAUAUACUAUCCCAACUACCUCCUUCUGACGUGUUGUCUUUGAUCCUUCCUCCGAUCGGUGCUGCUUUGGGCUUGAGUCUCUUGUUGGCUUUUGGUGUCAUUUUGCCAUUGGUCCAACAGCUUUCCAACCAAUCGUCUCGCACCAGUUUGGCAGUGGCACUCAACCAAGAGAGGGAUUUUUAUUUGGUCCAAGACCUGGUCCAACGAGUGUCCAAGGCAACCCAACAUGAUUGGAGUCGGUAUGAAGCGCCCGUCUUGACCUACUAUCCUCCUGGCGCUCUCUUUGCCAAGCAUGCGGAUGCAUCGCCAACGAAGGGGAGUGAAUGGAAGGAUGAAGGAGGACAACGGGUCGUUACUUGCAUUUGUUACCUGAAUACUAUGGAACCACCAGUUAUUAGUCCUGGUGGCACUGGUGGUGGUGGCGGCGAAACAAGCUUUGAUCAAUUGGGGAUUGAUGUUGCUCCGGAACAAGGCAGUGCACUCGUAUUCUUUCCGACAGUACCGGGGGAUUCCUUGGAAGCCGAUCCCUUGUUGACCCACGAGUCGUUACCAUCGGAAUCCAGCGAAAAGUAUAUUAUUCAAAUGUUUGGGCGUGUGGGGAGGGUGCCUCCUCCUCUUGGAUUGCCAGACUCGUUUGGUGCUCUCGUUAGCAGCAGUGACAACUGA